Musa acuminata AAA Group (dessert banana) is the source of this 2095-nucleotide messenger RNA. Its product is annotated as thaumatin-like protein 1b. Gene Ontology annotation, cellular component: extracellular region. The record is from RefSeq and is a predicted model, not a curated record. Lineage: Eukaryota; Viridiplantae; Streptophyta; Magnoliopsida; Zingiberales; Musaceae. Gene Ontology annotation, biological process: defense response. Bases 731 to 1783 code for a protein of 350 amino acids. The transcript is spliced from 5 exons.
UGGUGGAGGUGCUGUCCUGUUACAGUUGUGGCGAGAUCCGGCACUAUAGUAGGGAAUUCCCUGGCAAGAACUGAGGAUUAAUCACUUUCAAACAUUCCCUUAGAUUUCUUUUGUUCCACCUAAUAUUGAUAGCUGCAUGUGCUAUGUGUUAGUAUGUAUAAGCUGACAUAACACAGGGUGCCAUUUGAAAUAUCCUGAAAUCGUCCGGAGGCACUAAAAAACUAUUGAGCUUGCUUCGCCGGUGACAAUGAUUUGGACGUGUAAUGCAGUAGCACAAGAGGCCCCGUCCACCGUCCCACGUGAGACUUGCCGACCCGAUCCAGCACCGCUCUCAUCACUUCCUAUGAUGCUGACUCCAACCCUCGGUACCUUAACAGAGACUGGUCACGUAUGUAGAUCUGAGAGCUUUAGCUACUAGCACAAGAGACAUCUCGUCCGAGCUUACUUGCAUGAGAACAAACAUAAACAAGAAGAUAUGUAUCAUCUCCUCUACAAUAGCUUCGCCUUUUCUUUUGCAACAUCCAAACAUUGAGGUCAUUACAUGCUUUGCUAAAGGGUAAGUCAACAUUGACAUGACGCGAGCUUUUCCUCAGGUGUGAUCUGAUCCAAACGAACUGCUUCUGUCGGUGCAUUGGCUAUUCUCUCACGUCUCUGCGAGCUCCUCUUUUCCACCCUAUCAGACGCUGUGAUCCAACAACACUGCUUUAAGAAUCGAUGAUGCACGGCCGAGAUGUGGGCAGAUGACGAUCAGACGGGUUUGUCUAUCUCCUCACACGUCUUCUCCUCCGAGAAAUUGGUCGCGAUGCGUCCCUCUCUUCCACCACUCCAAUCCACCUCUUCUCUCGUUGUUCUUCUUGUUGUGUUGGUGUUAGCGUCUGGUUCCUCGCCGGGUGUCCUUUCUGCUACGUUCACGGUGACGAACAACUGCGCCUACACGGUGUGGCCGGGCGUCCUCGCCAGCGCUGGUUCGGCCCCGCUCGCCACCACAGGCUUCGCCCUCGCCCCUUCAGAGUACCGCACACUCGACGCCCCCGUCCCAUGGUCCGGCCGCCUCUGGGCCCGCACUAUCUGUGCCGCUGACCCUGCUUCCGGCCGCUUCUCCUGCGCCACCGGCGACUGCGGCUCCGGCUCAUUGGAGUGCUCCGGGGGCGGCGCGGCCCCUCCCGCCACCCUCGCCGAGUUCACCCUGGGCGGCAGCGGCGGGACCGACUUCUACGACGUCAGCCUCGUGGACGGAUCCAACGUGCCCAUGCUGGUAGUCCCGCAGAGUGGGUCUCCCGGGGGUAGCUGUGGGCCCACGGGGUGUCUGGUGGAUCUCAACGGGUUGUGCCCCGCGGAGCUGCGGGUGGCGCAGCCCGGCGGGGAGACGGCUGCGUGCCGGAGCGCGUGCGAGGCGUUCCGGACCGCGAGGUACUGCUGCAGCGGCGAGUUCGGCAGCCCCGGCACGUGCGGCCCGACGGCGUACUCACAGUUCUUCAAGAACGCGUGCCCCAGGGCGUACAGCUACGCUUACGACGACGCGACCUCCACGUUCACCUGCCCCACCGCCGCCACCGCCGGCUACACCGUCACCUUGUGCCCCAGCACCACCAGUCUCAAGUCCAUGGGCUACGGGAAUCAGAUGGCAGGAGGCCUGCCGCUGAUCAACAACACGAUGCCGCCGCUGUUAAGCUCGCCGAAUCGCGCCGCGCGGCGGUGGCCGACCAUGUCGCCAGCGAGCCGAGGCCUCCUCUGCCUUGCAGUCGCGGUGGCGCUGCAGCUGCAGCUGCUCCACCUGCCUUGAACCUCUCGCCACAGCACAUGCAGGUACCCGUUCUGCGUGCGAUCAUGCACGUGAACGCCAUGCUGCGCCAUUGCAGCGCCAGCAUCCAUGCAGGCGUUUGCUCCCUAUUCACGAGGUGUACGGCACAUUCGCAAGCCGACAUCUUUGCACUGUUAAGUCUGGAGCCGAUGCGCAUCCGCAGGUUCUUUCUUGAGAUAUCGAUGUACAGUUCAUUAAAACCUAUUUCUUGCCGCAAGCAUGUUGUGGCUCUCCAAGACUGUAUCUCGAAUGGCCCAAACCCCGUUGAGGUUGACUGAAUCAGACUUGGUGGAA